AUGUCUUGGAGAGAAAUGCGUAACUUCUCAGAAAUGAUGAGGGCACUUGAAUAUGCUCGCCUUAUAUCCUUAGAGAGUUUUCGCGCUCCAAAUUUUUCGCUAAUGGCGGAAAUCUUGAGGUGGUUAGCCUUGCGCUUCGAUCCGAACGCCGAUAUACCAAAAUUUUUGGAUACCGAGCAAGAUCGCGUUAUUUUUGUCAAAGUAAUUGUUCAAUUUAUGGUGGUAAAGGCAUUUAUUAAAUUAAAUGCCAAGAGACUUUACAAGGCAGAUGGUUACGCUGUUAAAGAAAUGUUGAAAAUAGUCAAAUUUCUGCAUUCCUCGUUAAAAUUUUGUGAACAAACGGGAGAUGAUGAGCAACUUAAUCUAAAUUUCGCUGAAAUUCUGAGCAUUGAAAGAGUAAGUUGGUGUUCCAAAAAUGCCGAGUCAUUUUCUUUCCAGUUGAAGCAACUUCAACAUACUCGUUUCUUGGCCAGUCAGCUAACAUCGUCAGGUGCAUCCCUGUAUUCCCAUAUGUCCCGUGAGGUUGACUUUCGCCAAAUUCGAAACGAUGCAAUUCAUCGACAGUUUGACAUUGAAUUUGUCGAGAAAUGCCUUUCUGGUGCCUGUGAUGCAGUUCGGGACGAAAUCGCAAAGACAGAAUCAGCUUUAAAUAACAUUAGAACAGACGAAAAUAAUUUGGAUAGAAAAAUAGAAAAAAAGCAAAGUGAAUUGGAGAGAAAUCAGAAGAGGCUUUUGACACUACAGGUGCUACAAUUGUAA
Echinococcus granulosus is the source of this 759-nucleotide messenger RNA. RefSeq names its product Clusterin-associated protein. The transcript has a single exon. Gene Ontology annotation, biological process: cilium assembly. The record is from RefSeq and is a predicted model, not a curated record. Gene Ontology annotation, cellular component: intraciliary transport particle B; centrosome; cilium. The coding region runs from base 1 to 759 and encodes 252 amino acids. NCBI's taxonomy places the organism in Eukaryota, Metazoa, Platyhelminthes, Cestoda, Cyclophyllidea, Taeniidae.